Molecule: messenger RNA, 1442 nt
Organism: Oncorhynchus keta (chum salmon)
Lineage: Eukaryota; Metazoa; Chordata; Actinopteri; Salmoniformes; Salmonidae
Product: basal cell adhesion molecule-like
Exons: 11
Coding region: 29-1276 (415 amino acids)
Cellular component (GO): plasma membrane
Source: RefSeq, a predicted model, not a curated record
CUCUCUCUCUCCCCCUCCAGAGGUGUACAUGGUACCGUCAGUGGUAAAGGAAGCAUCAGGUCUGUUCACCAUCACCAGCACCCUGAUGAUGCAGCCCCAGAAGGCUGACAAGGACAGCGUGUACCACUGCACCGUGGAGUACAGCAUGCCCAACGACAUGAUCAAACAGAUCGACUCUGACACCUUCUCCCUCACCCUCAACUAUCCCUCUGAGACAGCGACCUUUGUCCUGGUGAACAAUGAGCCAAUCAGAGAGGGUGACGAGGUGAAGAUGAUGUGUGAGACAGAUGGAAACCCUCAACCUGAGUUUGAUUUCUCCAUGGAUGGGAUAAACAUUAAGGAAGGAGUUGCAGGGGGACUUUUGACUCUGAAGUCCGUCAAGCGUUCGGAUGCUGGAGUGUACAAAUGUAUGGCCACCGAUUUUGAUAACCUGGAUGCUGAUCUUAAUGGAGAAGUCACCCUCUCUGUCCACUACAUUGACCCAAUGAGUGUGAGGCCUGCUGGUCCAUUGUCGACAAUGACGGGAGACAUGGUGGAGCUGCAGUGUAAGACCAAGGCCUCAGACUCACACACCGUCCAGUGGAAGAAGGGCUCCACGGUGCUGUCCCAGACUGGUGUCUUGUCUCUGAAGUCGGUGACAUUCGCUGAAGCUGGCGAGUACUCCUGUGUGGGUGCAGUGCCCUCUGUGCUUGGGCUCACCUCCAAGGCCAGCGUAAAUGUCACCGUCUCAGGUAAACCUGAGAUUGACGCAGCUGUUGAUGGAAUGGUGGAGAAGGAGGGAGACAUGGUGACUCUGUCCUGCUCUGCUCACGGACACCCUGCCCCACAGUUCACCUGGACACCCUCAGGAAAGGAAUCAGUGUCGGUGAAGGGUAACAAGGUGGUCAGUAUGGUCAUGCUGGAGGCCAGUGCUGCGGUCCUGAAGGACGGGGUCACCUGCGAGGCCAGUAACGACCACGGCGCAGGCUCCCAGACCUUCAAAGUCACCACCAAACAAGCCGUCGAUGCCAACGCAGCCAAUGAUACAGGCAGAGCUGAUAAGCAGCAGGGUGGCUCCAGUGGCGUGGUGAUAGCCGUGGUGGUGUGUGUCCUAAUGCUGCUGCUGCUGGUGGCACUCCUCUACUUCCUCAACAAGAAGGGCAAGCUGCCCUGCAGCAAGAAGGACAAUAAGGAAGUGGAAAGUGGGAAUGUGAAUAAUGACAUUGUGGUGGAGAUGAAGACAGAAAAAGCCAAUGAAGAAGCUGGCCUCCUGAACAAGCCAGCAGCACAGCAGUGAGGAACAGAGGAGAAUAUGACACAAGAAGACAGAAAGAGAGGGAUGAAGGGAUGGAUGAAAAACGACAGCAGGGCUUGUUUUACUUUUGAUAGAGGGAGCAAUCGGACUGAGGGAGAAAAUACGGUGGAAUGGGAUGGUGUUUUUGUAGGGAUGGGGGUAACCAUGG